CAGUGGGAGACAUUGUGAAGGUCAUCAACGGGCAGUAUCUUCCAGCAGACAUGGUCCUGCUCUCCACCAGUGAACCUCAGGCAAUGUGUUAUGUCGAAACAGCUAAUCUAGACGGGGAGACAAACCUGAAAAUCCGGCAGGGUCUGAGUCUCACCGCUGACAUGCAAACAAGGGAGGUAUUGAUGAAGUUAUCUGGAAUUAUAGAAUGUGAAGGGCCCAAUCGCCACCUCUAUGACUUCACUGGAAACUUGCACUUAGAUGGGAAAAGCCCUGUUGCCCUUGGGCCUGACCAGAUCUUACUAAGAGGUACACAGCUUAGAAAUACUCAGUGGGUCUUUGGCAUAGUUGUUUAUACUGGACACGACACCAAACUCAUGCAGAAUUCAACAAAAGCACCUCUCAAAAGGUCAAAUGUUGAGAAAGUGACCAAUGUGCAGAUCCUGGUGUUGUUUGGCAUCCUCUUGGUCAUGGCCCUGGUGAGCUCGGUGGGGGCCCUGUACUGGAACGGGUCUCAAGGUGGAAAGAACUGGUACAUCAAGAAGAUGGAUGCGACCUCGGAUAAUUUUGGAUACAACCUGCUGACUUUCAUCAUCUUAUACAACAAUCUCAUCCCCAUCAGUCUAUUGGUGACUCUUGAGGUUGUGAAAUACACUCAAGCCCUUUUUAUAAACUGGGACACAGAUAUGUAUUACAUAGAAAAUGACACUCCUGCUAUGGCCAGGACAUCAAACCUUAAUGAAGAGCUUGGGCAGGUAAAAUAUCUAUUUUCUGACAAGACUGGAACUCUGACGUGCAAUAUCAUGAACUUUAAGAAGUGCAGCAUUGCUGGAGUAGCCUACGGUCAUUUCCCAGAAUUGACAAGGGAGCCGUCCUCAGAUGAUUUCUGUCGGAUGCCCCCUCCCCCAAGUGACUCGUGUGACUUUGAUGAUCCCAGGCUGUUGAAGAACAUUGAGGAUCACCAUCCCACAGCGCCCUGCAUACAGGAGUUCCUCACCCUCCUGGCUGUGUGCCACACCGUCGUUCCCGAGAGGGACGGAGACAGCAUCAUCUACCAGGCCUCGUCCCCAGAUGAAGCUGCUUUGGUGAAAGGAGCUAAGAAGCUGGGCUUCGUCUUCACGGCCAGAACGCCCUACUCGGUCAUCAUAGAAGCCAUGGGACAGGAACAGACAUUUGGAAUCCUUAAUGUCCUGGAAUUUUCGAGCGACAGGAAAAGAAUGUCUGUAAUUGUUCGAACUCCUUCAGGGCAACUUCGACUCUACUGUAAAGGGGCUGAUAAUGUCAUUUUUGAGAGACUUUCAAAAGACUCAAAAUACAUGGAGGAAACACUAUGCCAUCUGGAGUAUUUUGCCACAGAAGGUCUGCGGACUCUCUGCGUGGCUUAUGCUGAUCUCUCUGAGAAUGAUUACCAGGAGUGGCUGAAAGUCUAUCAGGAAGCCAGCACCAUAUUGAAAGACAGAGCUCAUCGGUUGGAAGAGUGUUACGAGAUCAUUGAGAAGAAUCUACUGUUACUUGGGGCCACAGCCAUAGAAGAUCGCCUUCAGGCAGGGGUUCCAGAAACCAUAGCAACUCUGUUGAAGGCAGAAAUUAAAAUAUGGGUGUUGACAGGAGACAAACAAGAAACUGCAAUUAAUAUAGGGUAUUCCUGCCGAUUGGUGUCACAGAACAUGGCCCUUAUCCUAUUGAAGGAGGACUCUUUGGAUGCAACAAGGGCAGCCAUUACUCAGCACUGCACAGACCUUGGAAAUUUGUUGGGCAAAGAAAAUGACGUGGCGCUCAUCAUUGACGGCCACACCCUGAAGUACGCGCUCUCCUUCGAAGUCCGGAGAAGCUUUCUAGAUCUGGCCCUCUCGUGUAAAGCGGUCAUAUGUUGCAGGUAG
Molecule: messenger RNA, 1877 nt
Organism: Galeopterus variegatus (Sunda flying lemur)
Lineage: Eukaryota; Metazoa; Chordata; Mammalia; Dermoptera; Cynocephalidae
Product: probable phospholipid-transporting ATPase IB
Exons: 19
Coding region: 51-1877 (608 amino acids)
Biological process (GO): phospholipid translocation; neuron development
Cellular component (GO): plasma membrane
Molecular function (GO): magnesium ion binding; ATP binding; ATPase-coupled intramembrane lipid carrier activity
Source: RefSeq, a predicted model, not a curated record